AUGAGUAAAGUAGAUAGAAUCAUUAUAUGUCCAAGCUUCCCAAGGGGUUUCCAUUCUGCUUAUGUUGUUUCUCUUCUUCAUGAAUACUUUGACCAUUUACCGAUCAUUCUUAGAAGUUUGAUUUUGGAUUUUGGUCCUCUGCCAUUUCGGUUUUUCAAUUCAUGGUUGCUUCAAGAUGACAUUGAAGUUCUCAUUAAAAAAUUUGUAUCAUCCUAUGUAUCUAAAGGAGGGGGAAAGGCCGAUCUUAAUUUUAUGGAAAAGCUGAUAGAUUUAAAGAAUGACUUAAAAGCUUGGAGGUUAAAAGAAACCCACAUACAAAAAGAGGAGCUUCUGAUGCUAAAAAAUAAAGUUGAUGAUCUUGACAAGCUAGCUGACCAUAAACCAUUAUCAGAUCAUGAAAAUAAUGAGAGAACUGGUCAUCAAAAAAUCCUUGACAUGGAAACUAUAAUUAAACUAGACCUAAAGCAAAAAAAUUGGAUAAAAUGGUUGGUUGAUGACGAUAAAAAUACCAUAUUCUUUCACGGGGUUAUUAAUAAUAAAAAUAGGAAGAUCAAGAUAAAUGAGCUUCUAAUAAAUGCAGAAUGGGUCACUGAAGUUAACCGUCUAAAGCUUCAAACAUGGAGCUUCUUUAAUUUGAAAUUCAUUGAAUGCUUCCCAGAUCGACUAAAACUUAUCAACCAUAAUUUCAAGAAAAUUUCACUUGAAGACUGUAUUUUUUUGGAGCAGGACUUCGAGUUGAUUGAGGUGAAGAGUUCAAUCUGA
Messenger RNA from Lactuca sativa (garden lettuce), 762 nucleotides. Lineage: Eukaryota; Viridiplantae; Streptophyta; Magnoliopsida; Asterales; Asteraceae. The record is from RefSeq and is a predicted model, not a curated record.